Molecule: messenger RNA, 1461 nt
Organism: Cicer arietinum (chickpea)
Lineage: Eukaryota; Viridiplantae; Streptophyta; Magnoliopsida; Fabales; Fabaceae
Source: RefSeq, a predicted model, not a curated record
AUGUGUGAUGGUGUGGAACCUAAUUUUGACGCUAUGAAUGACGGAGUUGAACCUGUUAUGAUUGAUUUGACUGAUGUGUUUACCAUCGGCAUGAUGUUCGAUACACAAGAUGAAUUAUUGAAAUGGGCUAGAACUGUUGGAAGGGAAAAUGGAAUUGUUGUUAUGAUUUUUAGAUUUGAAACUGCGACAACACGACCAAGAACAAAGACAAAAUUAAUUCUUGGUUGUGAAAGAAGUGGUAAAUAUAAACCUUGGAAGAAUCCUAAUCUUACUAGGAGUACUUGGACUAGAAAAUGUGAUUGUCCAUUUAGAUUGAGAGGAACACGAUCAAAUAUUGAUGAUGGAUGGAAGGUAGAUGGUUCAGAUGAGUUGAGGGACAUAUUUUGGGCCCAUCCAGACGCUAUCACUCUUGUGAAUAAUUUUCACAUAAUAUUGAUUAUGGAUAGCACUUACAAGACCUGUAGGUAUCGAAUGCCAUUACUUGAGAUUAUUGGUGUUACAUCUACUGAAAUGACAUUUUGUGUGGGAUUUGCAUAUCUAAAGUCUGAGCGUGUUGAUAACUUCACAUGGGCACUACAAAUGGUGAAAGAACAUAUUACAAGUGGCGAAGUUGAAGUCAUUGUUACUGAUAGAGACCUUGCUUUGAUGAACGCAGUUGAAAAUAUUUUUCCAAAAGCAGUGAAUUUAUUAUGCUUGUUUCAUAUAUGCAAGAAUGUCAAAGCCAAGUACAAGAUGACUGUGUUUCCAAAAAAGAAGCAAGUGCAAAAAAUGGAGGCAUGGGAGGCUCUUAUUUACAGUUAUGAUGAUGCUCAAUACUACAUGAAGUUGGCUAUCUUUGAAGGAAUUUGUAGUAGCUGUUCUAUUUUUUAUGAUUAUGUACACGAGCAGUGGUUAAUUCCUCACAAGGAAAGAUUAUACGCGAAUUUGCGUGGUGUUGUGUCAAAAAAUGUAAUUGAUCACAUUGCGGCAGAGUAUGACCGCGUGAAGCAUGUAGGUAUUGAUCAGACUGAGUGUCGUUCCACAAUUAGGACAACACAUGGUCUACCUUAUGCAUGUGAAAUAGCCAGGUAUAGUAUGAUCCCACGUUCCAUUCCAUUAGACGUUAUUCAUGUUUGGUGGAGUAAAUUAAUUUUCCAUGUUGAUGCAUCGAGUAAACCUUUAGAGUUAUCUGUGAAACAUGAAAUAGAUGUCAUAGUGAAAAAGUUUGAAGAACUUGAUGUACCUAACAAAAUUUCACUUAAAGGUAAAUUACGAGAGAUCGCGUAUCCAUCGACUACGUCGAUGUUUCCACCUGUUGCCAAGGUUUACUUAAAGUCAUAUUCCCCUAUACCACCAACAAGUAAUUUGUGGAAAAAUUAUUGCAAUGAAGAAGCACGACAAUGGGAAUUUAUUUACAGGGAUUGCAUGCAACAUUGGUUGCAGAUAUUUCCAGAAACUAUAAAUGAAGUUAUUGUAAACUGA